ACCUUGGCCCCCAAGGCGCUAUAAAUAUAAAUACUUAUCGCGCCACUUUCAAAUUAGAAGUUAGACAAAUAAAACGAUAAAGCAGAAAGAAGUAUAAGAAACGAUAAAGCAUAUAAAUUCUCGCCGUAACUGUAAAGCUCCAUUGCCGCCACCUUCUCGCAGCGUCUCCAGGUCUCUUCUCUCAACGUCCACCGCCAUGCCAGAAACCGAGUCAAUUGAUAUUGAGUGGCCGGCAAAGCGCGUCAGAGACACAUUCGCGAAGUUCUUCGAAGAGAAGAAUCACGUCCAUUGGAAGUCCAGCGCUGUCGUUCCUCUCAAUGACCCUACUCUCCUCUUUGCUAACGCCGGGAUGAACCAGUUCAAGCCAAUUUUUUUGGGGACUGUUGAUCCUAAUACCGCGCUGAGUAAACUCACUCGUGCCUGCAAUAUCCAGAAGUGUAUCCGAGCAGGUGGUAAGCACAAUGAUCUUGAUGACGUGGGGAAAGACACUUACCAUCACACUUUCUUUGAGAUGCUUGGUAACUGGUCCUUUGGCGAUUACUUCAAAGAAGAAGCCAUUAGCUGGGCAUGGGAGCUUCUUACAGAAGUAUAUAACUUACCAUCAGAUCGUAUUUAUGUUACAUAUUUUGGUGGUGAUGAGAAAACUGGUCUUGGCCCUGACAAUGAAGCUAGAGAUAUAUGGUUAAAGUUUUUGCCUCCUGGACGCGUUCUUCCUUUUGGAAGUAAAGACAAUUUCUGGGAAAUGGGUGACACUGGUCCUUGUGGACCUUGCUCUGAAAUACAUUUUGACAGAAUUGGUAACCGCAACGCUUCAUCUUUCGUAAAUGAUGAGGAUCCUAACUGCAUUGAGUUAUGGAACCUUGUCUUCAUACAGUUCAAUAGGGAGGCUGACGGCUCUCUUAAAUCCCUGCCUGCAAAGCAUGUUGACACUGGCAUGGGUUUUGAACGACUGACCUCUAUACUGCAGCAUAAAAAUAGCAAUUAUGAUACUGAUGUCUUUGUGCCUAUCUUCGAUGCUAUUCAGCAGGCAACUGGUGCUCGACCAUACUCCGGGAAAGUUGGACCACAUGAUGCAGAUAAAGUUGACAUGGCAUACAGGGUUGUUGCAGAUCACAUCAGGACUCUGUCAAUUGCCAUUGCUGAUGGAUCUCAACCUGGUAAUGUUGGUCGCGAGUAUGUUCUGAGGCGUAUACUUCGUCGAGCAGUUCGGUAUGGAAGGGAAGUGCUAAAAGCUGAAGAGGGUUUUUUCAAUGGGCUUGUAAAUGUUGUGGCAAACGUGCUGGGUGAUGUUUUCCCCGAGCUAAAGCAAAAUGAAGAGCGCAUUAGGAAGAUGAUUCAAGUGGAGGAGGAAAGUUUCAGCAGAAACUUAUUUAAGGGCAUCAGAAAAUUUAACAAAGCCGUUGAACAUGUUCAGGGAAAUAUACUGAGCGGGGAGGUAGCGUUUGAGUUGUCCCAUACAUUUGGGUUCCCAUUAGAUCUCACACAGCUUAUGGCUGAAGAAAAGAAAUUUUCUGUUGACAUCGAAGGUUUUCAUCGUGCUAUGAAAGCCGCGAGGGAAAGAUCAAAAACUGCUCCAAAGAAGAAAGUUUUGUCUCUGAAAAGCAACGUGGAAACGUUAUCGAUUCCUGCAGCCAAGAAAGCUGAAAACAAGAUCGAGAUAGUCCUACCUCAGGAUCAAAUGAGAAAAGCACAAAAACAUGUUGCCGAAGAAGACAAACGGAAAGCUGUAAAGAUAACUACGGAGAAGGCAGACCUAGCUGUUUCCGACGGGAAAUAUUUUUGCAUAUCUCACGUUGAUGUUGGCCUGGAUGUUGCAGCCGUUCGUGAGGCUGUAAAAAAAGUCAUUGAUCAGAAGGGACUGUCGGUGAUGGUUUUUAGCACUGAUGAAUCUACAAACAAAGCUGUAGUGUGUGCUGGGGUGCCGGAGAAAGGAGACAAAGGUAAGCUGGAUGCAUCAGAAUGGCUGAGUAAUGCUUUGGGGCCACUGAAAGGGAGAUGUGGUAAAGGAAAAGGAGGUCUUGCAACGGGUCAGGGUACAGAUGCAUCACACCUAAAUGAGGCUAUGGGUCUUGCCGUGAAAUUUGCAUCUGUGAAAUUGACUUAAUGAUGCAAUGGAGUAUGUUCUUCUAGUGGUGAAAGCAUGAUAAUGCGGUCAUCAUCUGUAUAAAUCAUUCAGAAGGGAAGGACCCAUUGAUGUAAUUUAUUAAUCUGAAUAAGGUUGUGUUUGGCAACACAAAAAA
This is a messenger RNA of Medicago truncatula (barrel medic), 2240 nucleotides long. Its product is annotated as alanine--tRNA ligase. Gene Ontology annotation, biological process: alanyl-tRNA aminoacylation. The coding region runs from base 197 to 2104 and encodes 635 amino acids. The transcript has 15 exons. NCBI's taxonomy places the organism in Eukaryota, Viridiplantae, Streptophyta, Magnoliopsida, Fabales, Fabaceae. Gene Ontology annotation, molecular function: nucleic acid binding; aminoacyl-tRNA deacylase activity; alanine-tRNA ligase activity. Gene Ontology annotation, cellular component: mitochondrion; chloroplast; cytoplasm. The record is from RefSeq and is a predicted model, not a curated record.